AUGGCAGCAGCAACAACAACGACAUCCGCAGCAGCAGCAGGCAACAUCCUGGACGUGCUAAUCAUCGGUGCUGGUUGGUCCGGUCUCUCUGCCGCACUCAAGCUCUCGCAAGCCGGUCGUAAAGUAGCUAUCCUUGAAGCACGCGAGCGUGUCGGCGGACGUGCCUUCACGCACACCUGGUCGGACAAGAGGGAUGUUGAUGAUAACUCUCGCACUGUUUCGACCGCUAGCGCUAAGGAUCAAUGGUGCGAUUUGGGUUGUUCCUGGAUGCACGGUUAUUUGGAGGGAAGCCCGUUGAAGCAGUUGACCGACAAGUACGAUAUUUCUGUCACGAUUCCUGGUCCUCGUGAUACUGUUGUUGUGGGUGAACAGGGACCAUUGCCGCAAGCGUUGUCGCAGAAGCUGACGGAGAAUCUGGGGAAAGCGCAAGAUGCAGCAAAGCACAUUGCUCAUGAAAAGGACGUUUCUCCACCGGACGCAAACACUUCGCUUGCCGACUUUUUGUUCGGGGAAAGCUCGCCUUUGUUUGCUGGUCUCGAGUCGGGGGGUGAGAAGAAGGCUGCCGGCGACUUGGCUAGGAUGCUCCACAUCCCACUUGGUAUCGAGUUGGAGAAGGCUAGCCUAAAGUGGUACGGUUUCGAGCAGGCGUUUGUCGGCACUGAUGCUGCUCCCAUAGGCGGUUUCGCCACUAUCAUCAACAAGCUUGUUGACGAAAUCACUUUGCUCGGCACAUCUAUCCAUACCAGUCAGGAAGUGCAGUGCGUACGAGACGAAUUGCAAUCGUCCAAGGUCAAGAUCAUCACCAAGCAAGGCCAGGAGUAUGUCGCUCGAACCGCACUCGUGACGAUCCCCGUCGCUGUUCUCAAGAAGACGGCCGGUGGUCUGUUCGAGCCAGCAUUGCCUGAGCGCAGACUCGAUAGGAUCAAGCGUGUCUCGGUGGGCAACUUGAACAAGGUGCUUCUCAACUACGACCAGCCUUGGUGGAGCGACAAGACUGGUACUUUGCUUGCCUUGCCUUGCUCUGCUCCUGCACCUGCGUCGAUCAAGAGCGACGCUGAGAAGAAGCUGUGGGAGCUUUACUCUUCGACAACACUGAUCGUUUCAUCUCUGGCAGGUGGAAGAUGCGAUGCUGCUGGUAAGGGAGCCUCCAACUCGUUGCUCGCCAUGGUGGGUGCUGAGGCGGGUAAAAAGCUUGAGGCAUUCGAGCGUCUGGAUGCAGGAAACGCGCUUCAUGCUUACUUGACGGCCCGCAUUGGAGCUGGUGAGGAUGUCAAAGCUCCUAAGCAUAUCUUCUACUCGAGAUGGGGGGAGCAGCCUUUCACUGGAGGCGCUACUACUUCGCCAGUAUCGACUGCAAGCGGCAACUCGCCGUUGGACUUUGAGGCUCUAUCGAGACCUCUCUGGAAUGGCCGACUCGGAUUUGCUGGUGAACACACCGAGAUCAACCACCGAGGAUCGGCUGCUGGUGCCUAUGUGUCGGGUGAGAGAGAGGCCAAGCGACUUGUCGCAUACCUGGACAAGUUUUAUCCUUGUACGGCCAACAAGCUUUGA
Molecule: messenger RNA, 1551 nt
Organism: Ustilago hordei
Lineage: Eukaryota; Fungi; Basidiomycota; Ustilaginomycetes; Ustilaginales; Ustilaginaceae
Exons: 2
Coding region: 1-1551 (516 amino acids)
Molecular function (GO): oxidoreductase activity
Source: RefSeq, a predicted model, not a curated record